Messenger RNA from Chara braunii, 2013 nucleotides. NCBI's taxonomy places the organism in Eukaryota, Viridiplantae, Streptophyta, Charophyceae, Charales, Characeae. The record is from the annotation of a GenBank genome assembly.
CGGUGGCACGCCAUCUUCAGCCGCCAACAGCAUUGUGCCUAUGUGUGUGCGGGACGGGUGUCGGAGGCCUGGUUGUACGCUCUCCGCGAUGCUAUGGCAGGUGUGGGUGACCAUCGCGGACCGGUCAGCGACGUUAUUGAUCGGCUGCUCCACUGGUCCUUGUCAGCCAUCCGUGCGGAGUUUGGUGUCGGGGUAGCAGGUGUGAUUUCUUCGACGUUGCCAUCUCGGGUGUGCGGUCGAGAUUUCACAUUGCGUUAUAUGCCAGGCAAUUUCGGUGCUGACUACGGUCAGGGGGGUUCGCAGGGUUCAGCGAGCGGAGGGUUGGGGGAGUCGCAGGAGGGAUCGCAAAACUCGUUCUCGUCGUCUCGUCGUGCAUCGCAGCGCAGUGACAGAGGGCGUGGUAGACCCCGCAGCGCGGGGAUGUGCUCGAUGCACAAACCCACGUUCUACAAGUUUAUGCGCACAGAACCGGGGGAGGCGGAGGGGUGGAAUGCCAAGGUCGUACGACAGGACAUUAAAUAUUGCGAGCUUGCCAUUGACACUGUGAUGCGCCGUGGUGAGCCAGUGACAUUGAUGGUCGAUGGUCGAUAUGACUCUGCCAGAGGCGUGCAGCAUUGCACUGUCACCGCGAUGGAGUACGAGACUCGGCUUGUUGUGGGUGUGCACACUCUCCGCCCGAAGAUCAAAGGCAAGGCGUCGAAUGCGCUUGAGGUGCCAGCCGUCGUGCAACUUUUGCGAGGACUGAUGGAGAAGGGGUUGAAGAUCCGGUGCGUUGUCUCGGAUGGAUGUGCCGCGCUGGGACCGCAGUUGCGAGCUCUGAACAUCGAGUGGCAGAAGGAUUGCCACCACAAAAUAAAAAACAUUUGCAAGCACUUCCACAGUAUGCUGCAACUGAAGGAAGCGAAGAAAGUGAGUAACCCGCACGAGUGUGUGUCGGAGGCGCAGUUUAUGCAGUUCACGAAGAAGCGGCUGAUGGAGGCGUUGGAGCAGCGUUUCGGACCUGGCGUCCUCACACCUGCCGAAGAGCGGAUGAAGAAAUCGGAUUUCGUCGCUGUCGUCAUGCGGAAGAUGUACCCCUACGGAUCGAGGUCGAACGCUCGAGCGUUGGAGACUGAUCCUGACGGCUUGACAGAGUAUCAUGCGCAUGAGGUUGGGAUGUGGUUCCUCCGCGCUUGUCAGCUGUACAGGGACGAGGGUGGAGACGCCAGCAGUUUGCACCGCGACAUCAUGUUGGUCGCCGUUCAUUGGGCUGGUGAUCAUUCGGGAUGUGUCGGUGGUAGGGAGGUUCUGUGCGAGAAGGCCGGUGGGCCUGCACGAUUGCCUUUGUAUAGCCGCACGGACACGGUCUACGAGUUCAUUCUGCGUGUUCUUGGGAAACAAUUCAGCACUAACAUCACGCCGUACUACGUCGAGUUUCGACACACAUCGGCGGUGGAGACUUUUCAGGGCACCAUCAUCAUCUAUGCGAAGAAGUCGGUGCAUUUCGAGAAGUCUUACUGUGCGCGUCUGGCUAUCGCAGUGAUUCGGUGGAACAGUCACUGCUGGCGCGACCCAGUCGGGUACGUUGCUCGCAUAGCUGCGGGCACUUCCAUACGUCCGAGACCAGGCUUCCGUCGACAGAACGAGGAGGCAAUCGACUCUUGGCAAGACAGGUUGUCGGCGUCCGUGUUCGGUUCGGCUCGUGUUUCGGACUGGGCUCGAGAGUUUCUGCGACAGGAGGUUUGUCCUUAUGGACCCGGGCCAUUGCCGCGCGAUCUGUUCGUCGCAGGUGGGGGUGACCCAGUGGAACUCGCUGAUGAUGCUGCCUCCGGUUCUGACCAUGAGCCGGUGGGGGAAAACCGUGUUUUCAUCAUCGGUCACGUGGAGGAGGAUGUGGUGCCUACAUGCGAUGAUUGGGUUCCGACAUCGAGCUCGGAAUCUGAGGGUGACGAUAUAGAGUUGUUCAGCGUUUGACUGGUUGAAUGGCUUUUUCGUUGACCUGACUAUGAUCUGCUGAUCCGAUAAUCAUUGCGC